ACACACAACACACACAACACACACAACACACACAGCACACACAGCGUACACAGCGUACACAAAGUCAAUUUGUAACUUAACCCGGUUAGGAGCAUGCUUUGCUCUUAUUGUACUUACCUUUAUGCAACACACGACAUUUAUUUUUAUUAACAAUUUGUAAUAAAUUUCACAUAAAAAGAAAUAAGAAAAAAAGGAAUUGAUAAAUUGUAUACCAGCAUGCAGCAUACGACCAAGAUAAAGGAGGGUGACGAGCGGGAAGAGAUGGAGCUGAAUCAAAUCUGGCGCGCCUGUCGUAAAAUUCAAGGCGCCAUUUUCCGUUAUAACUUUGACAUCUGUGCCGAUUUAAGGAUACAUGAUCCCGAAUGCAGUGGCUACGUAUCGGAGCCAAUAUUCACAUCAGUGUUGGGCAAAUAUCGCAAGGUGGUCGGCCUCUCCGAGUUCGAGCUGAGGGAUGUAACCGAUUAUUUUCAGAUCCGAGAUGGACGCGUCGCCUAUCGGCAAUUCUGCAAGGUGGUCUGUAAUGAGAAUUUGCACAAGAGCGCCAAUAAGGAGCUAGCCAGCGGACUGGAGUGGAAUGACCCUUGGCACUUGAAUGUGAUACCACAGCCGGAAGAGCGGCGGAAGCUGUGUUUGAUAUUAUUCAAAAUAGCAAAGGAGACUCACUUGCCACUGAUGCCAUACUUUCAGGAUUAUGAAUUGAUAGCGCAAAACGUAGGCGUUGUGACCGUCUCACAUUUCUCACGCGUGCUCCACUUUAUGAAGAUACCACUAUCGGAAAGUGAUUUUCUGCUAUUGCUCAAGCGGUACAUGAAGGAUGGCUAUUUGGUCAAUUAUGUGGCCUUUCUCAAGCAUAUCGAGAACAUCAUUGACUAUUUGCGGCAACACACUCUGCUUGAUAACUCGGGAGAUCUUAUACCAAACUUUCCUGGACGUCUGGUGGAUCUGGAGCUUUCUCAAUUACCGCCGAUGGAUGGCUGUCAAGUCGUGCAGCCCAUUUUUCCAGAUGCCUGCAACCAUCCGAAAAAGGAUCGCGGCGAAUGUGAUAUUGUGUUCUGCAUACAAAGCUAUAUACAUAAGAAUCGGAUACGCACCUGUGAGUUCCUCGAGAAGUUUGAUACGCUGCAGGUGGGCAGCAUAACGAAGAAUCAGUUGGAGCGCGGUCUGUCCAACAUGGGCGUGGGCAAAUACUUAUCGCAAAGGGAAUUGGAUUUGUUGGCGGCACGCUAUAUGGAUCCCCUCGACACUAAUCGCAUACGUUGGCGCAAUUUUGUGGAUGAAAUCGAUACGGUAUUUACCAUCAAAAACCUGGAGAAAAUGCCACAGUGUGUGGUUGAGUCACCGCUGUCUCAUAUCAAGGAGCUACCCCGACCGGGUACCCUGGACUGGCAGGCAGCGCCAAUGGAUAUACGAGAUCUGUGUGAGGAAGCCAUGUCCAAAAUAAGACUACGUAUACGCAAUCGUCGCCUUUACCUGCAUCCAUUCUUCCGCAACUAUGACAAACUGUUUAGCGGCCAUGUGAACUGUCACCAGGCCAAUCAAAUCUUCCGCAUCAAUGGCAUACUGCUCUCGAAUCCUGAGCUCGAUGCUGUCCUGCAUCGUUAUGGCAAUGAGCUGGGCUUCUAUUAUACCAAAUUUUUGGAUGAUGUCGAUCCGGCAGAGUAUGCCAUGCCCAGCAUGGUGACCAAACAGCAGUUACAAGAAUGUCCACCAUUCCCACGCGACAAAGUGGAGAAGGAGCAGGACAACGAGGAGGUCAUUGCCCGCAUCCUGGCCAGUGCAAAGAGACAGGCAAUCACCAAGGGUAUUUCGGUCAUUGAUUUUCUAUCUGACUACGAUCGCCAUCGUGAGGGUCAAAUACUGGAGAGCGACUUCAAACGUGCCCUGGACAAUGCCAUGGUCAUACUCACUGAUGAGGAUGCCACCGUUUUAUGCAAUGUAUUCCGUUCGCCAAACCGCUCUGCCUGCGUUCGGUAUCGUGACUUUUGCAAAGCGCUGGACGAGAUCUUUAUGCAGGUCGAUACGAAUAUGGGUGAUAAUAUUGUGACAGCUGUGCCGCUGUUGCAUUUGCCGAAUCUGGACUGUGUCGAUUGUUUUCUGAACUUUGAUGAGCGCACACUUUGCUCAAAUGCUCUGAUGAAACUCGCCCGCCGCCCGGAUGAGAUCUCCAACUUGAGGGAGGUAUUCAAGGACUUUGACCGACAGCUGUGCGGCUCGGUGACCCAGAACCAAUUCCUCCGGGCCAUCACCUUACGUGAAAUGCACAAUAUGAUGAGCAGUCGCGAGCUGGAAGCCGUUGUCAAAUGCUUUGGCGUUAAGCGUGGUCUCUGUCUGGAGGUUAACUAUCGCGAAUUCCUCAAAAUACUGGAUGUGCUCUUCGCCACUGGUCAGGUGAAACGUAACUAUUAAGUGUCAAUAUGAUAGAAAAACUACUAAAUUGUCUGUGCGUGUGAAACUUACUUUUGGGCAUCCCAUUUCCCCAUUUCGAAAUAAUAAUUCGGAAAUUAAUAUACAU
This is a messenger RNA of Drosophila grimshawi, 2512 nucleotides long. RefSeq lists its product as uncharacterized. The transcript has 9 exons. Gene Ontology annotation, molecular function: calcium ion binding. NCBI's taxonomy places the organism in Eukaryota, Metazoa, Arthropoda, Insecta, Diptera, Drosophilidae. Bases 217 to 2406 code for a protein of 729 amino acids. The record is from RefSeq and is a predicted model, not a curated record.